This is a messenger RNA of Athene cunicularia (burrowing owl), 2589 nucleotides long. RefSeq names its product karyopherin subunit beta 1 (gene KPNB1). The transcript has 19 exons. Bases 284 to 2551 code for a protein of 755 amino acids. Lineage: Eukaryota; Metazoa; Chordata; Aves; Strigiformes; Strigidae. The record is from RefSeq and is a predicted model, not a curated record. Gene Ontology annotation, cellular component: nucleus; cytoplasm. Gene Ontology annotation, biological process: protein import into nucleus. Gene Ontology annotation, molecular function: protein binding; nuclear import signal receptor activity.
CCUCCUCUCUCCCCAGCCAACCUUCCUGGUGGAACUGUCCAGAGUGCUGGCAAACCCCGGCAACAGCCAAGUUGCCCGCGUGGCAGCCGGCUUGCAGAUCAAGAACUCCCUGACCUCCAAGGACCCCGACAUCAAGGCCCAGUACCAACAGAGAUGGCUCGCCAUCGACGCCAACGCCCGCAGAGAAGUCAAGAACUACGUUUUGCAGACGUUGGGUACAGAAACAUACAGGCCCAGCUCAGCCUCUCAGUGCGUGGCCGGCAUCGCCUGCGCGGAGAUCCCCAUGAACCAGUGGCCCGAACUCAUUCCCCAGUUGGUAGCGAACGUUACGAAUCAGCACAGUACAGAGCACAUGAAAGAGUCGACGUUGGAGGCCAUCGGAUACAUCUGUCAGGAUAUCGAUCCAGAGCAGCUUCAGGACAAAUCCAAUGAGAUCCUGACGGCCAUCAUCCAGGGAAUGAGAAAGGAAGAGCCCAGCAACAAUGUGAAGCUAGCAGCUACUAAUGCACUCCUGAACUCUUUGGAAUUCACCAAAGCAAACUUUGACAAAGAGUCUGAAAGGCACUUUAUUAUGCAAGUAGUCUGUGAAGCAACGCAGUGUCCAGAUACAAGGGUACGAGUGGCUGCCUUACAGAAUUUGGUGAAGAUUAUGUCCCUUUAUUAUCAGUAUAUGGAGACAUACAUGGGUCCUGCGCUGUUUGCUAUAACUAUUGAAGCAAUGAAAAGUGACAUAGAUGAGGUGGCUCUACAGGGAAUAGAGUUCUGGUCAAACGUCUGCGACGAGGAGAUGGACCUGGCCAUAGAGGCCUCUGAGGCAGCAGAGCAAGGAAGGCCUCCAGAGCACACUAGCAAAUUUUAUGCAAAGGGAGCACUACAAUAUUUGGUCCCGAUUCUAACACAAACGUUAACAAAACAGGAUGAAAACGAUGAUGAUGAUGACUGGAACCCCUGCAAAGCAGCAGGCGUCUGCCUCAUGCUCCUGGCGACCUGCUGUGAAGAUGACAUUGUUCCUCAUGUGCUGCCCUUUAUUAAAGAACACAUUAAAAAUCCAGACUGGCGAUACAGAGAUGCAGCGGUGAUGGCUUUUGGGUGUAUUUUGGAAGGACCAGAGCCUAACCAGCUCAAACCACUAGUCAUACAGGCCAUGCCAACUUUAAUAGAACUAAUGAAGGACCCCAGUGUUGUGGUUCGAGACACCACGGCUUGGACCGUGGGCAGGAUCUGUGAGAUGCUCCCUGAAGCUGCCAUCAAUGACAUUUACCUCGCUCCGCUGCUGCAGUGUCUGAUGGAGGGGCUGAGCGCCGAGCCCAGAGUGGCCUCCAACGUGUGCUGGGCCUUCUCUAGUCUUGCUGAAGCUGCCUAUGAAGCUGCAGAUGUAGCUGAUGAUCAGGAAGAACCAGCAACCUACUGCUUAUCCUCUUCGUUUGAGCUAAUAGUUCAGAAACUUCUGGAGACCGCAGAUAGGCCUGAUGGACACCAGAAUAACUUGAGGAGUUCUGCGUAUGAAUCUCUGAUGGAAAUAGUGAAAAACAGUGCCAAGGACUGUUACCCUGCUGUCCAGAAGACAACCCUGGUCAUCAUGGAACGACUUCAGCAAGUGCUGCAGAUGGAGUCUCAUAUCCAGAGCACUUCCGACAGAAUCCAGUUCAAUGAUCUUCAGUCUCUCCUUUGUGCUACUCUACAGAACGUCCUCCGGAAGGUCCAGCACCAGGAUGCUCUGCAGAUCUCCGACGUGGUGAUGGCAUCUCUGCUGAGAAUGUUCCAGAGCACGGCGGGCUCGGGGGGCGUGCAGGAGGAUGCCUUGAUGGCCGUCAGCACCCUGGUAGAAGUCUUAGGUGGAGAGUUCCUGAAGUACAUGGAUGCCUUCAAACCAUUCCUUGGCAUUGGACUGAAGAACUAUGCUGAAUACCAGGUUUGUCUGGCUGCAGUGGGCCUGGUUGGUGACUUAUGCAGAGCCCUGCAAUCCAACAUCUUGCCUUUUUGUGAUGAGGUUAUGCAGCUGCUCUUGGAGAACUUGGGGAAUGAAAAUGUUCAUAGGUCUGUGAAGCCUCAGAUUCUCUCGGUCUUUGGCGACAUCGCCCUUGCCAUUGGAGGGGAGUUUAAGAAGUACCUCGACGUUGUCCUGAACACCCUCCAGCAGGCUUCCCAAGCACAGGUUGAUAAGUCUGACUACGACAUGGUGGAUUACCUGAACGAGCUGAGGGAGGGCUGCCUGGAGGCGUACACUGGCAUCAUCCAGGGAUUGAAAGGAGACCAAGAAAACGUUCAUCCGGAUGUGAUGCUGGUGCAGCCCAGAGUAGAAUUUAUUCUGUCUUACAUUGACCACAUUGCUGGAGACGAGGAUCACACUGAUGGAGUAGUGGCAUGUGCUGCUGGACUGAUAGGGGAUUUGUGUACAGCUUUUGGGAAAGAUGUACUGAAAUUAGUAGAAGCUAGACCCAUGAUACAUGAACUGCUAACUGAAGGAAGAAGAUCCAAGACGAACAAAACAAAAACCCUCGCUACCUGGGCGACUAAAGAACUGAGAAAACUGAAGAAUCAAGCUUGGUAAGGGAUCACACCCACCUCCUUUUCAUGUUGCAUAAUUAU